This is a messenger RNA of Haliotis rubra (blacklip abalone), 1632 nucleotides long. Its product is annotated as agrin-like. NCBI's taxonomy places the organism in Eukaryota, Metazoa, Mollusca, Gastropoda, Lepetellida, Haliotidae. The coding region runs from base 68 to 1585 and encodes 505 amino acids. The transcript is spliced from 7 exons. Gene Ontology annotation, molecular function: protein binding. The record is from RefSeq and is a predicted model, not a curated record.
AGUUCCCAUAGGUUGUUGGCCUUUCGCUGCUGAAUGGUUUUGAGGUUGUCAAACACGCUAGACAGACAUGCGUCUCUUAAUAUUGGAAGCAUUCCUUCUCGUAGGCAUACUUGAGUACGCUCACGCCGAUGAUGGUGGUGUGGCGUGUGGAAUCGUUGAUCAGCUGGUGUGUGAUGACUUCGCAGAAAGCAGGGUGUGCGGAUCGGACGGCAGAGACUAUUUUAACGACUGUGACUUUGCCAAGGCUCACUGCCACGAUUCGACACUGCACGUAGGCAAUGUAGGACAAUGUCGUACGUCAACUACAGCCACAACAACACCUCCAUCGACGCACCCGGCUAACGCCAAUCUGUUGUGCAAGGUUCUACUGGCUGCACAGUGUAAUGGUGACGCCAAGGAAUUAUGCGGGACGGAUGGGAAGACAUAUUUUAACUUGUGCAAAUUCGAACAAGCCAAAUGUUCGUCCCCGGCGUUAGCUGUAGACCACACUGGAGAGUGCGUCACCCCAAGCCCUCUGUGUCAAGCAUUCGCCAUCGUUCAGUGUGGGGAGACCAGAAAGGAAGUGUGCGCAUCUAACAAUGUCACCUUUCCCAACCUAUGCUCCUUCGAAAAAGCGCAGUGUCUCGAUACCUCACUCUCCUUGGUUCGCGAGGGAUCUUGCGAUGGCUCUCAUACACCAGGCACUUCCCCACCGUCCACGACGCCAACGUCACUACCGGACACAUCUACAGCCCCGAACAGGCCAAGUCUUUCCCCGACCUGCCGGGCGCUGGUGAUUGCACUGUGUGGAAGUAAUGUUGAAGCGAUGUGUGGAAGUAAUGGUAUAACCUAUGCAAACCCGUGCCAGUUGAAGAAAGCUGAAUGCUUUGACCCAUCUAUAAAAUUAGUGUCUGUCGGUCACUGCGCGUCGCCAACACUGGCCAUCACUCAGUCAACGACUUCCAAACCAACGACGUCACAAGCAACUGCACAAAAGACACAAGGGUCAACGUCGUCACUACCAAUGACGUCACAAGACACCACGCAAAAGACACAAGGGUCAACGACGUCACUACCAAUGACGUCACAAGACACCACGCAAAAGACAAAAGGGUCAACGACGUCACUACCAAUGACGUCACAAGACACCACGCAAAAUACACAAGGGUCAACGUCGUCAGUACCAAUGACGUCACUGGAAACUUCACAAAAGACACAAGGGUCAACGACGUCACUACCAAUGACGUCAAAAGAAACUACGCAAACCACACAAGGGUCAACGACGUCACUACCAAUGACGUCACAAGAAACUACGCAAACCACACAAGGGUCAACGACCUCAUUACCAAUGACGUCAAAAGAAACUACGCAAACGACACAAGAGUCGACAACGCCACUACCAUCGACAUCAGGAUCAACAAUGCCAGUGAUGACACUUUCCCCGCUGGAUAUCAUCUGUAGAGCUAUAAUGAAUUUUGACUGUCCAAUUACACCAGAACCAGUAUGUGGCAGUGACGGCAAAACUUACCCUAACGAGUGCGAGUUUGAGAAAGCGAAAUGCACACACAGACACCUUCACGUCGCCAGCUUCGGUCCGUGUAACUAGCGAAAAAUAUACAUGUUUACUCAGAUUCAUUAAACGAAUUUAAUGGG